Molecule: messenger RNA, 1048 nt
Organism: Centruroides sculpturatus (bark scorpion)
Lineage: Eukaryota; Metazoa; Arthropoda; Arachnida; Scorpiones; Buthidae
Product: UPF0389 protein CG9231-like
Exons: 3
Coding region: 80-487 (135 amino acids)
Source: RefSeq, a predicted model, not a curated record
UGUGCUCUGGAGUAACGUGGUUACAUGUGGUGGACUUAGGCAUUAAGUCAGCUGGAACUGUAAGCAAAACAAACACAGAAUGUUGUCUGUGCAAGGUGGAAAAAUGUCGCUCCUAACGUUUCGACAGUUUAAACCAAAAUAUUCGGUUAAUAUUUAUCGAAAAUUAAGUUCAGACGGCACAAAAAGUAAUGGAAGUUUUGAAUCUCUGAGACAAUCAGAUUAUGUACCAACUACUUAUGAUAAGUACAUAUUGGUCUGGGCCAAGAAGUAUCCGUCAAUAAAAGAUGUACCGUCAGCCGUUCCUCAGGAAACAAUGGAAAAAGCAAGAAGUGUCUCGCGAGUUCGUAUAAACAUCAUAAUGUGCGUCGUGACGGGAGUAGUAUGUAUUCUCAUGAUAUUUGCCGGAAAGCAUGCCGCCAGAAGAGGAGAGAGCAUAUUGCAAAAGAAUUUAGAUUGGCACCAAAUGCAAAAUCAAAGUAAAAAAUAAAUAUUUUGAUCUUGCACUUGUCACGAAUUUUAUAAUGAUAAAAGUACUGUAUAUAGUGUAUUAAGCAGAGAUUUAAUUUGUCGGAAUGUUUUCAAGAUGUACGUACAAUAGACAAUUCGAGUUGUUUUAUCAAUAAACAGUUGAAAAACAAUAAAAGUAUUAACACAUUUACAAAAUUGCUGCUUUGUUUCACAUCUGAUUACCUGAAAAUUAAACAAAAAAUGUAAAAUCAAUACUCUUAUUGCAUGCACUAUAUACAAAUUUGGGUGAAACUAUAUUAUUUCUACUCAGUUAAUUCAAUUCUUUGUUUAAUUAGCAAUGUUUUAUGAGAAUAAGAGAAAUGCAUUUGUAAACUCCUCAAAUGUAAAAUGCAAUUCAAAUUGUUUUUUUUGGGAGAGAGAUUUUUUAAGAAAAAAUGUUUAAGAUUGUGUGUGUAUCAUCACCAACAAGAAAUUAUAAAGGCUCUUCUAAAAUGAAUGCUACCAUUUUAAAUUACUGUAAUUAUCUGUUUAAAAACUGCAAUGUAGCACAGUAAUCAACACAUGGCAUAACUCAUUCAUU